CAGCUACACUGCAAUUUACGCUGCUGCUGGGCCCCGGAAUACAGCGAGGAAGUGUGGGGAAAUUUGUAUAGAAAAGACCCCUCCCGUCGUCUACUUACCAAACCAACACAUCCAUCAUACACACACAGCAGACAUGUCCAUCACUACACCCAUCACAAAGCUAUUCGGCAUCAAGCACCCCAUCCUGCUUGCCGGCAUGAACCAGGCUGCUGGCCCGGAACUCGCUGCUGCAGUCACCAACGCCGGUGGUCUCGGUGUCAUUGGCGGUGUCGGCUACACACCCGAGUUCCUGCGUGAGCAAAUCGCAGACCUCAAGGCUGCCCUCAAUGACAAGAGUGCACCCUUCGGUGUCGACCUCCUCCUUCCACAGGUCGGUGCUGGUGCGCGCAAGACCAACUACGACUACACCAAGGGAUCUCUCCCCCAGCUCGUCGAUGUCAUUAUCGCAUCCGGCUGCAAGCUCUUUGUUGCCGCCGUCGGUGUUCCUCCCAAGGAAGUCGUUGACAAGCUCCACAAGGCCGGUAUUCCGGUCAUGAACAUGAUUGGACACCCCAAGCACGUUUCCAAGGCACUCGCUGCAGGUGUCGACAUCAUUUGCGCUCAGGGUGGCGAAGGUGGUGGUCACACUGGUGAUGUCCCCACUUCCAUCCUCAUCCCAGAGGUCGUUGAACUCUGCAACAAGGCAAAGUCCCCUCUUACUGGUGACAAGGUUCAUGUCAUUGCUGCUGGUGGUAUCUACAACGGCAAGUCUCUUGCUGCUGCCCUUGCCUUUGGCGCAGAGGCCGUUUGGGUCGGUACACGAUUCGUUGCUGCUAAGGAAGCCGGUGCAUCCAAGGCUCACCAGGAAGCCGUUACUACUGCCGGCUACACCGACACCCUGCGUACCAUCAUCUUCACAGGCCGUCCUAUGCGUGUGAGGAACAGCAAGUUUAUUGCUGAGUGGGAGGCCAAGCCUGACGAGAUCAAACGUCUCACCGGCCAAGGUGUGAUUCCUGCCAUCUUUGACUUGGAGAAGCGCGAGAAGGACGGUACCCUUGACGAGGAGACUGAGCUCGAUGCACGACCUUUCCUCAUGGGUGCCGUGGCUGCUGCCGUCAACGACGUCAAGCCAGCUGCUCAGAUUGUGGAUGAAAUGAUGGCUGAAGCCGUUCAGCAGAUUAAGCGUUCUGCCCAGUACGCCCGUAUCUAGGUACGUCGCUCUGCGAGCAGGUAUUAUUCCCUUCGUCCAUAGA
Protomyces lactucae-debilis is the source of this 1232-nucleotide messenger RNA. RefSeq names its product 2-nitropropane dioxygenase. The transcript has 3 exons. The record is from RefSeq and is a predicted model, not a curated record. Bases 134 to 1189 code for a protein of 351 amino acids. NCBI's taxonomy places the organism in Eukaryota, Fungi, Ascomycota, Taphrinomycetes, Taphrinales, Protomycetaceae. Gene Ontology annotation, molecular function: nitronate monooxygenase activity.